Molecule: messenger RNA, 5403 nt
Organism: Gymnogyps californianus (California condor)
Lineage: Eukaryota; Metazoa; Chordata; Aves; Accipitriformes; Cathartidae
Gene: PTPN14
Product: protein tyrosine phosphatase non-receptor type 14
Exons: 18
Coding region: 131-3706 (1191 amino acids)
Biological process (GO): lymphangiogenesis; protein dephosphorylation
Cellular component (GO): cytoskeleton
Molecular function (GO): protein tyrosine phosphatase activity
Source: RefSeq, a predicted model, not a curated record
GGAAUGGACAGCUACCUCCAUUUCUGGAGGAGAGUAGUGCCAAUUGAAGAAGCCUUCAAGGCAAGUCGACAAGCGUGCUGAUAACUCUUGGAAGAGUACAGGGAAGGGGCGACCUUCCAGGCCAACAGCCAUGCCUUUCGGGCUGAAACUGCGACGGACCAGACGCUACAACGUCUUGAGCAAGAACUGCUUUGUGACAAGGAUCAGUCUACUGGACAACAAUGUGAUCGAGUGCACCCUCUCCGUGGAGAGCACAGGGCAGGAGUGCUUGGAAGCUGUCGCUCAGAGGUUGGAAUUACGUGAGACGCACUACUUCGGCCUUUGGUUUCUCAGCAAGAGCCAGCAAGCCCGCUGGGUUGAACUGGAAAAGCCUCUGAAGAAGCAGCUGGACAAAUUUGCCAAUGAGCCUUUGCUUUUCUUUGGGGUAAUGUUCUAUGUGCCCAGUGUUUCCCGACUGCAGCAGGAGGUAACAAGAUAUCAGUAUUACCUACAAGUAAAAAAGGAUGUUCUUGAUGGCCGAUUACUUUCUUCAUUGGAGCAGGGAAUUCGACUAGCUGGUUUGGCAGUGCAAGCGGAUUUUGGAGACUAUAGUCAGUUUGAAUCUCAUGACUUCCUUCGAGAAUAUGUCUUGUUUCCUAUGGAGUGGACCCAGGAUGAAGCUGUCUUGGAGGAGCUGACUCAAAAGGUUGCUCAGGAGCACCGAACUCACAGUGGCAUUACACCAGCAGAGGCUGAGCUAAUGUACAUCAAUGAAGUGGAACGCCUUGAUGGGUUUGGACAGGAAAUUUUCCCUGUGAAGGAUAAUCAUGGAAAUGACAUACACCUCGGUAUUUUCUUCAUGGGAAUCUUCAUAAAAAACAGAAUUGGAAAGACAACUGUGAUUUAUAGGUGGAAUGACAUUGGGAAUAUAGCACAUAACAAGUCUUCGAUUGUUCUAGAGUUGAUCAACAAAGAAGAGAAUGUGCUGUUUCACACAGAUGAUCUUGAAAAUGCCAAAUAUAUUUCACGGCUGUUUGCAGCAAGACACAAGUUUUACAAACAGAACAAAAUCUGCACAGAGCAAUCAAGUUCUCCUCCCCCUAUCCGGCGACGGCCCACUUGGAGUAGGUCAUCCUUGCCAAGACAACAUCCAUUUAUACUGCCUCCUAUGCAUGUCCAGUGUGGAGAACACUACACUGAAACACAUAAUUCACAAGAUAGCAUUUUCCAUGGAAAUGAAGAAACUUUCUACUGUAGGUCUCAGACCAGUUUGGAUAGGUGUCCAGUGGACUUCAGCUACUUGAAUGGUAAUGGACCCAAUGGGAGCGUAUGCAGUGCCCACAGCAUGAACUCCCUCAAUCGCUCACAGAACUUCAUCCAGGCAUCUCCAAUGUCCUCAAAUCUGAGCAUCCCUGGAAGUGACAUCAUGAGAGCAGACUAUAUCCCCAGCCACAGACACAGUGCAAUCAUAGUACCGUCUUACCGGCCAACUCCAGAUUAUGAAACUGUCAUGAGGCAAAUGAAGAGAGGGGUGAUCCAAAUGGAUAGCCAAAGUCAGUCUUUGAGAAAUCUCAAUAUUGGAAACACACAUGCUUAUAACCAGCCGGAAGACCUAGUUUACAGUCAGCCUGAGAUUCGAGAGAGACAUCCUUACACGAUUACAUACGGGCCCCAGGGUAGUGGCUAUAACAAGCCUGUUGCCCCCUCUGACCAAAUGAACCCUAAUAACGCUGCGCAAAAUAAGACAGCAGCCAGUGCCAUAUCCCACACUGUCAGCACACCAGAACUGGCUAACACGCAGCUGCAGAGCAGUCAGAGUUACAACACUGCUCACAUGUUAAAGAACUAUCUCUUCAGACCUCCACCUCCAUACCCACGCCCACGUCCUGCCACUAGCACGCCAGACCUGGCAAGCCACCGGCACAAGUAUGUCAGUGGGAGCAGUCCUGACUUGGUCACUCGCAAAGUCCAGCUCUCAGUAAAGACUUUCCAGGAGGACAGCUCGCCAGUCGUCCGUCAGUCGCUGCAGGAGGUCAGCGAGCCCCUCAUGGCAGUGAAGCAUCACGCAGCUGUGAACAAGCGCCAUAGUCUGGAGGUCAUCAGCAAUAUGGUACGUGGUAUAGAAGCCAUGGCAUUAAAAACUUUAAACGCCCCUCUGCCACGCAGGAAUACUUUGCGGGAGCAGGUGCAGCCGGAAGAGUCAGUUCAGAUGGGGCAUGAAGUUCAGCAAGUUCCUCAUUAUCAUCACGAAAAGACAUUCUCUGAUGCCACAAUGCUGAUACACAGCAGUGAAAGCGAAGAGGAAGAAGAAACCCCAGAAUCUGUGUCACGGAUAACAGCCCUCCAUGAGAACAUGGAGUACAGUGCUCAGCUGCAAGCUGCCUUGGCUAGAAUACCAAAUAAACCUCCUCCAGAGUAUCCUGGGCCUCGUAAAAGUGUCAGCAAUGGAGCUCUGAGGCAGGACCAUGUUAGCAUUUCUGUGGCUGUAGCCAGGGCCAAGGCCAUGAGGCCAGGGCCUUCCAAAGCCAUUAGCGUCUCUCGAACUGAUCAAAUGGCAAUAAAUGGGUCUUCGCUCGGGCCCUCUAUCUCAGAGCCUGACCUCACGAGUGUGAAGGAGCGCGUCAAGAAAGAACCUGUCAAGGAAAGGCCUGUGUCUGAGAUGUUUUCUAUUGAGGACAGCAUUAUAGAAAGAGAAAUCAUGAUGAGGAAUCUAGAAAAGCAGAAGAUGGCAGGCCUGGAGGCCCAGAAGAGGCCCUUGAUGUUGGCAGCACUGAACGGACUCUCAGUUGCUAGGGUUCCAGUGCCGGAGGACAGCCAGGAUGAAGUCACCAAGGUGCCAAUGGAUGAGAGGUGCAAAAUCUUGAAGAGGAAGUUGGAAGAGGGGAUGGUGUUUACAGAAUACGAGCAGAUUCCAAAGAAAAAGGCAGAUGGGAUCUUCACCACUGCUGCCUUGCCUGAAAACACUGAGCGCAACCGCAUCAGGGAGGUCGUUCCUUAUGAGGAGAACCGAGUAGAGCUGGUGCCGACCAAAGAAAAUAAUACAGGCUACAUCAAUGCUUCACACAUAAAGGUUACUGUAGGUGGAGAGGAGUGGCACUACAUUGCUACCCAAGGGCCUCUGCCACACACGUGCCAUGACUUCUGGCAGAUGGUGUGGGAACAGGGGGUGAAUGUUAUAGCCAUGGUCACAGCUGAAGAGGAGGGAGGAAGAAGUAAGAGUCAUCGUUAUUGGCCUAAACUGGGCUCUAAGCACAGCUCAGCCACUUAUGGGAAGUUCAAGGUGACAACUAAGUUCCGCACAGACUCUGGCUGCUAUGCGACUACUGGUCUGAAGGUCAAGCAUCUUCUCUCUGGACAAGAGAGGACAGUGUGGCAUUUGCAGUAUACUGACUGGCCAGACCAUGGGUGUCCAGAAGAAGUCCAAGGCUUUUUAUCUUACUUGGAGGAGAUACAGUCAGUGCGUCGCCAUACCAACAGCGUGUUGGACAGCAGCAACAACUGCAACCCUCCUAUUGUGGUGCACUGCAGCGCAGGGGUAGGAAGGACCGGAGUGGUUAUCCUGACAGAACUGAUGAUUGGGUGCUUGGAGCAUAACGAAAAAGUGGAUGUUCCUGUGAUGCUGAGACACCUGCGGGAGCAGAGAAUGUUUAUGAUCCAGACCAUAGCCCAGUACAAGUUUGUCUAUCAAGUGCUCAUCCAGUUCCUGCAAAACUCCAGACUUAUUUAAUCUUUUCAAACAUCCCAGACCCAGCUUUGUGGAUCUGACUGAACCUUACUGAUGAACAAGGGGAACUGCCUUGACAACACUGUGUGCAUAUAUUGCACUUUUUAAAGUUGUCUUAAAAGUAAGGAAUGAUUGUUCUUUACUAGAGUCUCCCGUGGAUUAUUUUAUACAAGAUAUAAUUUAUUUUUCUUGGAAUAACUUGUGAAUUACUUUAAUAACUUGUAAAACUUAUAGCGACCUUCAAAUUGAACCACAUUUGACAUGACUGGUCUGCAUUGUAAUAUGUCCAUGAGGAAAGCAAUCCUUUAUAAAGGUAGUUUACUGGCUUUUAUUCUGCUACACAGCUUCUGAAAUGAACAGUAAUUUGGCAGUGGGCUUUUUCUCACGUAAGAACAUUUUGGACCCAGAUAUGUGGCUUCCAUCAUAAAAACAAGACCUGCUAGAUGUCAGCUACAGCUCUGUACAAGUGGAAGCUGAGGGAACAUAGUCCUGGAGCAGGGAGACCUGAGCCUCUGCACGUGCAGCAGAGCACGUUACAGAGGGCUCAAACACAGGACGUUGUGAGGGCAGAGUGUUUUGGGUGCUAAACUGUUCAAAUUCCACAAGAAUUACGGUUUUAGAUUAGUCCUUGAAAAAAGCAAUACUGGAUCUUUCAAACGAGGCCUUUGCUACUGUCUGCAAUCCUUGAAGGGAUUCGUAAGAGUUGAAGGAGUGCAGGGUGAAGUGCAGUGACCCAGAGCAGGCUGAAGCCAGUGAAUGAGUCUUUCCAGUAACUGUGGUGGCCUGUGGGUUGAACAGCAGGGGAAUUUCAACUAAAUGCAGAUAAAAAAACCUCAAAUCAAGCACCUUCUCAUGAGUUACACUGAAAGUUUUAUUGCCUUGAGGCUCACCUCCUGUAGAAAAGGAAUCUCAUUUAAGUCAGGCAUCUCCAGUUGCCUUAGUUUCACGUGUGAACUAUUGUCUUCAGCACUGUAAUCGUGUUUACUUUCUAGUCAUUUGAACUUUGUCAAAAUGAUCAAUACAGUCUUUCCUCCAUAUCUGAGAUCUCCAAAUAGUGACCCUUGAGAGCUUUAGCUCAGAGUCUGCCUUGAUUCUUCCCCCAGCACUGUCUUGUGGUUUAUGAACAUACAGAGCAGUCUUCCUUUCGGUAUUGGCAAACCUCACUUUGUUAGGGUGGUUUUUGUAUUAAAUUGCACAGAUCAUCUCUCUUCUCUGUCUGGUCACUUUGGAUUCUCCCUCCUAUUUAUUAUUACUAUUUUAUCCUGGUAACUGGUUCAGGGAUUCCAGUUAGGAUUAGGAGGAUGUUGUAUAAAUACAUAAAGGAAAAACAGUCCUUGCCUGAAGUUUACAAGCAGAACAGAAAAGGGAAAGAAACCUCCUCCACCGCAUAACUAGGGCACAGAUUCUUUCUUAACUGGCUUGCCCUAGGCCAACAAUGCAAUCUAUGACAGAUCUAAGAAAAAAUCCACGUGUCCUGUAAGUAUCUCAGCAGUGAGACCUGUCCUUCUCGCUCUUCCUUAUCCUCUGUCCCUCAGCACUGGCUAGCUGUUUUGCACAACUUAGUGCGCAUCCCUUUCUCCAAACUGUUUAUUUCACUGGAGUAAAUCACGUUAUGAAUUACCUUGCAGUGUGUGCAUGGUAGCAUUUACUUACAGCUACUUAGAAGUGAUAAUAACUGCACUUUUAAAAAACUUAAAAAG